Molecule: messenger RNA, 465 nt
Organism: Oryza brachyantha (malo sina)
Lineage: Eukaryota; Viridiplantae; Streptophyta; Magnoliopsida; Poales; Poaceae
Exons: 1
Coding region: 1-465 (154 amino acids)
Source: RefSeq, a predicted model, not a curated record
AUGGCGAAGCUCUUCCUCCUCGCAAUGGUGGCAUCCGCCCUCCUGAUCCUAGCGGCCGCCUCCACAGCCUCCUCGCCGGACAACUCGACUUCGCCGUCGCCAUCGUCGCCGGAUCCGACGGCGUACGAGAUGCUGCAGAGGUUCGGGUUCCCGGUGGGCAUCCUCCCGGAGGGCGUGCAGGGAUACAGGCUCGGCGAGGACGGCUCCUCCUUCGAGGUGUACCUCGCCGGCGACUGCCAGUUCCGGGCGGCGAAGAGGUACGUGCUACGCUACAGCAGCCGCGUCGCCGGCAGCGUCGCCGCCGGCUCCAUCACGUCGCUGGAGGGGGUGAAGGUGAAGGAGACCUUCGUGUGGCUCCGCAUCUCGCAGGUCGACGUCGACGGCGACCAGAUCCGGCUCCACGUCGGGCCCUUCACCAAGUCGGUGGCGGCGGACCAGCUCGCCGUCAGCCCCCAGUGCAAGUGA